AUGGCGGCGGUCCUGGAUUCUUUGGCAUCCUACGUGGCUGACAUGGUCAUCGAGAUGGCCAAAGAAGAGGUGGCCAUGCUGAUUGGAGUGGCCGGUGAGAUAGAAAAUCUGGGCAUCAAGCUUAGGGACCUCAAGAACUUCCUUGCAGAUGCCGAUAGGAGGAACAUCACUGAUGAGAGCGUGCAGGGGUGGGUGGAGGAACUGAAGUGCGCCAUGUAUGAUGUUACCGACAUCCUUGACUUGUGUCAGCUCAAAGUCAUGGAGCAAGGUCCAUCCAAGGAUAUGGGGUGCCUUAACCCUCUGCUCUUCUGCAUGAGGAACCCCCUCCAUACCCAUAACAUUGGCAGCCGCAUGAAGACACUUAACCAAAAGUUGGAUGACAUCUUCAAGAGGGGUAGUAGUUUAAAUUUCAUCAAGCUAGAAGCCUACCAGGACCGGAUGGUGACCCGUUCUCAAGCUGUUGACCGCAAGACGGAUCCGUUGUUGGAGCGGUCGCGUGUGGUUGGGGAGAAGAUUGAAGAUGACACGAGAGCGCUUGUGAAGGUGCUCACAGAGGAAGUAGCUGAUGAUAGUGAUAGCAUCAUGAUUGUUGCCAUCGUUGGUGUCGGUGGAAUUGGUAAGACUACCCUCAGCAAGAAGGUCUUCAACGACGAGGCCAUCCAGGGCAAAUUCGCCAAGAAGAUAUGGCUGAGCAUCACACAGGUGUUCAAUGAGGUUGAGUUGCUGAGGACGGCCAUCACAGCUGCCAAUGGAAACCUGCCUGGCUCGGGGGGUGGGUCUCAGGAUAAAGCAUUGCUUGUGCCAGCUCUUGCUGACGCCGUCAGGGACAAGAAGAUUUUUCUUGUGUUGGAUGACAUGUGGGGAACCAAUGAAUGGAACAACUUGCUCAUGGCUCCCUUUAGCCAUGCUGCAUCCAAUAGUCGAAUCCUUGUCACCACAAGACAUGAGACUGUUACCCGAGGCAUGAAAGCCAAGCAUCCCUACCACCAUGUUGGCAAAUUAGGGCCUGAAGAUGCAUGGACCUUGCUGAAGAAGCAGGUACUCGCUACAGAGAAAAGUGAACCUGCGAUUGAUAUGCUAAAGGAUAUUGGACUGGAAAUUAUAGAAAAAUGUGAUGGGUUACCACUUGCAAUAAAAGUGAUGGGAGGACUCCUAUGCCAAAAGGAUAAACAGCGAUGUGAUUGGGAGAAAGUUCUGAAUGAUGCUAUAUGGUCAAUAUCUCGAAUGCCAGAAGAGCUAAAUUAUGCAAUAUAUAUUAGCUACGGGGACUUGUCCCCUUCUUUAAAGCAAUGCUUUCUGCACUUCUCCCUUAAGCCUAAGAAGACAAUUAUACAUGACGUACAAUUGGUCGGCAUGUGGAUUGGUGAAGGAUUUGUUCAUGGAGACUCUGAUAGAUUGGAAGAACUAGGAAUUGAGUACCAUAAAGAGCUAAUAUUGAGGAACCUUAUAGAGUCAGAUACAUCAUAUGCCGGUCAAUAUAUUUGCAACAUGCAUGAUGUUGUUCGUUCAUUCGCUCAAUAUGUGACUAGAGAUGAAGCACUAGUAGCUCACCGCGGAGGAACUGUUAAUAGUAAACUUAGUUUGCAAAGGUUUCUUAGGUUGUCCAUAGAAACCAGAGGAGUGGAAUCAGAUGAAUUUGAGUGGAGGAGUUUACAUGAGCAGAAAUCACUUAGAUCAUUAAUACUAGUUGGAAAAUUUAAGAUUCAGUCUGGUGAUUCCUUGAUUCCUUUUUCAAGUCUACGGACUCUGCACAUAGAGUAUGCAAAUUUUGCUGCAUUGUUCAAAUCUUUGUAUCAGCUCAAACACUUGAGGUAUUUGGCACUAAGGGAAUGCAAUGAUAUAAAGAGCUUGCCAGAGAACAUUCACAAAAUGAAGUUCUUGCAGCACAUUAGUGUUGCUGGUUGUCAGAAUCUUGUGAAACUUCCGGAUACCAUUGUAAAGUUACAAGGACUGAGAUAUCUUGAACUUUACGGCACAUCUGUAAGUAGUAUGCCUAGGGGGUUCUCUGCUCUCACAAAUUUGAGGAUACUUUGGGGGUUCCAUACCCACAUGGAUGGUGAUUGGUGUAGUUUGGAAGAGCUCCAGCCUCUUUCCCAGCUUGGGGAAAUUGGAUUAGCAAGUCUGGAGAAUGUAUCUGCUGCCUCAUUUGCCACAAAGGCAAGGCUGAGUGAAAAGGUCUAUCUUUCCUGCAUGGCCUUAUACUGUAAGAGCAGGCUAGGCGAUGAUGGAUUAGUGAAGGAAGAAGUUUCUGAGCAGGAUCAAGGAACAAUUAUGGAGGUGUUUGAUGAACUCCAUCCUCCGCCUUAUGUGCAAGAUAUUCGCAUCCAAGGAUAUUUCGGGCGUCAGCUCCCAAAAUGGAUGAUGUCGACAGCAACGACGCCCCUCAAUAGCUUGAGGAUACUAAUAUUUGAAGACCUGGCUUGUUGCACCCAACUCCCAGAUGGCUUGUGCCAGCUCCCAUAUCUGGAUUACCUGGAGGUCAACCGUGCUCCGGCAAUCAAGCGUGUCGGUCCUGAAUUCUUGCACCCCUAUAGUCACCAUCACCAUGCUUCAUUUCAGGCGCUAGCUGCAUUUCCGAGACUGAACAAGAUGAUCUUUAGGAAAAUGGUGGAAUUGGAGGAGUGGGAUUGGGAGGAGGAAGUGCAAGCAAUGCCUGUCUUGGAGGAGCUUAUAAUCCAUGGCUGUAAACUGAGGCGUAUUCCUCUCGGCCUCGUGUCCCAUGCAAGGGCUUUGAAAAAGCUAACCAUAUGGUCCAUUCAGUGCCUCCACUCUCUAGAGAACUUCGCCUCCGUAGUUGAGCUCGACCUGUAUGACUUACCAGAGCUGACUAGCAUCUCCAAUUUGCCCAAAUUGCAAAAGCUUGCGAUCAACUGCUGCCCAAAGCUUGAGUCGCUGCAGGAGAUGACUGCACUCCGUGUAGAAAAUAUGAGAUGGCUGAAUAUUGUGUUGUUGUAUUGA
Molecule: messenger RNA, 2958 nt
Organism: Triticum turgidum subsp. durum (durum wheat)
Lineage: Eukaryota; Viridiplantae; Streptophyta; Magnoliopsida; Poales; Poaceae
Source: the annotation of a GenBank genome assembly